UUUAAAUCUUCCUACAGUUGCGAACUGAUUUCUCGGAGUAUGACGAACAGCAACUCCCCCUCAUUUUAACUCUGACCUCAAGGAUUUGCAGGGAACAGUGUGAGAGAGAGAGAGAGAGAGAGAGAGAGAGAGAGAGAGAGAGAGGCAAAAGGAGGUGGGUUAAAGGACUUCUUGUUUCAAUUAGGCAGCUCUUCUAGUCGAGGGACAGUCUUGGUAAGCGUCAGUAAAGCAGAGUCAACUCAGAGCAACGCUGUCCUGAGCAUGCUAUUUUGCAUCUGUUCUCUUCUUUUUUGUUGUCUUCCUUUUAGCUUUAUUUGACAGAGGCAGCUUGAGGAGUGACAGGAAUGUGGGGAGAGAGAGGUAGUGGCUAAAGAGAAAAGAAGAAAGAAGAAAAACAAUCUACCGCCUGAACAGAGAAGCCAGAUGCACACACUGAAGUUAGAGCAGCACAACAAGCAAAGCACUGAAGAAAGGAAAAGGAGAAGUAAAAAAUAGGGAGUAAACCAAGCAAGGAGCAAGAUCCAAGAGUCAAGCUGCAGCCAGCCGGAGCCAGUGGAAUGGACCUAGGUGCCAGUUGGAUUAAUCCCCGCGUGCCCGCAGUGCUGUCUGAGGAGGAGGGCUGAGGAUCUGCUGCAACGACAACCAUCCUGAAUGAGGAUGAAUGGAGAUGUUCUUUAGCUAAGUCUCAAGACAACACUCUUGCCAAUUCCACCUCUGUGUGAGCUGGGACAACACUCGCUAACAGCUGGAGGAGGAGGAGGUGGUGGUGGUUGUGGUGGCGGAGGAGGUGGAGAGGAUUCAGGGGGCCCAGAGCACUGCUGGUGCUAGUGCCCCAGAGGAGAGGCAAGGGAGUGGGCAGGACACUGAGGAGGAACAGGGGUCAGGGGAGGAGGAGGAGGGCCACGAGGGAGGAGGACAGGUGGCGGGAGUCAGGCGUCGCAUGGCCGUGCAGAGGCUAGUGGCGGCGGCGGUGGCAGUGGCCCUGCUGUCCCUAGUCCUAAACAAUGUUGCAGCCUUCACCCCCAGCUGGGUCCUGCAGGCGCUGGAGGAUGGACGCAAGCGGAGUGUGGGACUAUGGAGGAUGUGCCCCACUGGUGGGGAAAGGGGCCGUGAUGACAGGGGGCAGGGGACACAGAGGCAGUGCAUAAGCCUGGGAUGGGGCACCGAGUUUGCAGGCUACCAAGAAUCCCGCAGCACUGUCAAAUUGCAGUUUGACAUGAUGCGAGCAUGUAAUCUGAUGGCGACGGUGGCCCUGACUGCUGGUCAGCUGAUCUUCCUUCUAGGCCUGAUGGAGCUGCCCUUCAUCACACAGGAAUCCCAGUGGUGGGAAGAGGCCAUUGCUGCACUCUUCCAGCUAGCCAGUUUUGUGCUAGUUAUUGGACUUGUGACUUUCUACAGGAUCGGGCCCUACACACACCUGUCCUACUCCUGCUACCUGGACAUAGCUGCUUGCCUGCUGGCCACGAUGGCUGCGGCCAUGCUCAUCUGGAACAUUUUACAUCGCCGUGAUGACUGCCUUGCACCUCGAGUUAUAAUCAUCAGUCGCUCACUGGCAUCACCUUUCCACCCACGUCUAGACAAUGACUAUGUGGAGUCGCCUUGUUGAGACUGUCUAUCCAUGUUGCAUUCCAGCUAGGAGUCUCCAGUGUGACUCUUGAGAGAAGAAGACAUUCCUGUGGCUUUACAACAGCUGGACUAACAUGUACAUGCAAACGUAAAACUAUAUCUCACAACUUCUCCCACCAUAAACAAAGAGAAUUAUUUUGUUGCUUAGUGCACAAAAAUCACAGAUUUAACUAAAAUGUAAGCAGCCCUAAGCUUAAAAACAUAUUCAGUACUUUAUGAUGUUUCAUUUAUUCAUGCUUCAGUGAGCUAAUUGGUAGCUAAAUAUUAAAUCUGGAUAUGAAACAUCCUGCUUAUAAAAAGAUCAAGCUGGACCUUGACCUAUUUUGUUAUAUGUGCACUUAUCAAAUGGCCUCCUGCAUUAAUUAUAAAUUGGAAAUUUUGAAAGAUGUUGAAAAUGUAAUACCAGAAUACCUCAUAUUUGUUUUCAGCCAUUUAAAGCUUAUUACAAUUCUAAUACUUAAGUAAUAUUAAUGAUAUAUGUAAGUAAGUAGGUAAACUAACAAGGCAAAAGCAGAGGAGUAGUCAAGUUUGAUUGGGCUUAACCAAACCAGCGACAAUAUUUGAGAGGUAAUAUUGAUAAUAUAUACAUGUACCUACUGAAAGACAUGAGGGAAUAUUCUCACUCUUUGUCGUUACCACAUCGAUUUGGAUUAUUUUUUAUUUUUUGCAGUAUUUGUUAAAUUGAUGGUAACAAAUAUUUUGCCGAUAUACUGCAUUUUGAAAUGACAUACACAUUUCACAUUCUCAUGAUGCUUUUCAUAUGAAACUCUGCUCGCUUGUGGUACAUAAUGUAUACUUAAAUUAAAUAUAGUUGUAUAAAGAAUAGUGCUAUCAUUAGUAGUAGUAGUAGUAUUGUGACCAUAAUCAUACUUCUGCAAAGAACUCCAGGCUAUUUGUGGGUCUUCCACAUUGCCACACAUAGGGGCACAUUAAAUAAUAAUAAUAUAUCAUAUAAAUUCAAUAAAUUUAUUGGUAAAUAUUCAAA
Messenger RNA from Larimichthys crocea (large yellow croaker), 2611 nucleotides. RefSeq names its product transmembrane protein 204 (gene tmem204). The record is from RefSeq and is a predicted model, not a curated record. The transcript has 3 exons. Lineage: Eukaryota; Metazoa; Chordata; Actinopteri; Sciaenidae. The coding region runs from base 941 to 1606 and encodes 221 amino acids.